Molecule: messenger RNA, 651 nt
Organism: Rotaria socialis
Lineage: Eukaryota; Metazoa; Rotifera; Eurotatoria; Philodinida; Philodinidae
Source: the annotation of a GenBank genome assembly
AUGGGUUUACAUCCACGAGAUUGUCUAACUCAUUAUCAUUUGAUCGGUUUAACGGGCGUUGUUGCUGUCUCACUUAUUUUAGUUAUUGUCGGUGGUUCACUCGCAGCGUGGUGUAUCCGUUAUGGUGAAACAUUUGAAUGUCAUUCAUUGCUACAUUCUGAACGUGCUUAUUCCUGUCUUUUUAAAUUGAUGCCAACAGGAGUUAUAUUUAGUUUGAUUAUUUCAUUAUUCAUGUUCAUUAUUCUAAUUAUCGGUCGCGUAUAUGCUGAAUAUACUGGCAUUGCAAAAAAGGAAUAUCAACUUGUUGCUCGACUUGUUAACAUUUUUGCAUUAUCAUUAGCUAUCGUUCUAGUUAUGAUUGUACUUCUUCAAUGGUAUCAUCCAUCGACAAAUUCAUCGGCAAAAAUUUUAAUUGCUAUGGUACCAAUAUCAGAGCCAGCGAAUAAUUCAACGAAACCAAAAAAGGAAGAAAAUAUUGUUUUUCAACUGAUUUCAUCCGAUCAUCCUUUAUAUUUAAAAGCAGUUGCUGCAAAACGUCGAUCAAUCACUAGCUACCAUGAAAAUCUUAAUCAUGGGCCCAAUAUAUUUUUUGCAGCAGCUAUUCUUCUGUUUAUCACCUUACUUAUUUUUGUUCUUGCACAUCGAGUAUAA